AUGAAAAAGCAAAAAUCUUUUAGUGUAGAAAACGACAAAUUAAAAGUUUCUGAUUUUAAAAAUUGUAGUGAUCUCCAAAUCUUAAAAAUAGACUUUUAUUCUUGCUCUUUUGAUGAAGAAGUUUCUUAAAAAUUUAGCGAGCUGAUGAAAAAUUGUUCAAGUAUGUAAAAACUAAAAAUAAAAUUCCAUAAUUACUAUUAAUACUAUGUCGAAACUUUUUACUCAUCUAAUUUAGCUAUUUGCUUAUCUAAGUUAAAUAAUUUGAUCACUUUUUCACUAAAUUUUUGCGAUUUUGAUUUUUUUGAUAAAGAUCUCUAAUCAAUAUUACAUGGUUUAAGUAAAUGUUAAAAUUUAGAAACUUUAAAGCUAACACUUAUUUAGUGCGCUAUUGAGGCAAAUUUGAGCUUAGCAUUUUAGAACAUAAAAAAUCUCAAAUGCUUGAUUUUAAAUCUUGGAGAUAAUUUUAUUGAAGAUGCAGGAGCAUCUUUUUUAGGCAGUCAAUUAUCAAAAUGUUCAAAUCUUUAAAAUUUAAAGCUUUAACUUAUAUAAAACUUAGUUGGAUAUGAAGGUGAUAUUAAAUUAGCUUAAGGAUUAGCUAAUUGUGAAUAACUCAAGACUCUAACAAUUUAGCUCUCUCCUAAGUAUUAAUUUGAAGAAAAAAAAGAUUUUGAUGAUACUUGUACUAAUUUUUUUAGAGAGCUAAGUAAGAGUAAGAAUCUAAAGAACUUGAGAGUAUCAUACUUCUAUGAUGGAAUGAUUAUGAAGGAUCUUAUCAAAGGAUUAAAAUGUCUAAAAAAUAUUUUUACAAUUGAGUACGAUUUUACUAUAAAUGAAUGCAAUGCUAUAAGGGCUAGUUUGAUGAAAUUAAAAUAUUUGGUUACUUUUAAUUAAAAUACUGAUUGA
This is a messenger RNA of Tetrahymena thermophila SB210, 903 nucleotides long. RefSeq lists its product as hypothetical. NCBI's taxonomy places the organism in Eukaryota, Ciliophora, Oligohymenophorea, Hymenostomatida, Tetrahymenidae. The transcript is spliced from 9 exons. The record is from RefSeq and is a predicted model, not a curated record.